GCUACGCGCCUACCGACACAAAGGUACAGACCAGAGCUUAAUCUUUAAUUGCCAAGUUUCAUUCAAGUUGGUAACGCCGAUGACGGAAUAACUUUUUUUUUCCCCUUUUUGUAAUUUCCCCUUGCUUUUAUUGUUUCUUUUCCAAAUACCAAAUAACGGUUGUAAUCAUUAAUGCCCAUUUGAACACGAUUCACGAUGUCGUUUAAAGCGCUGUCAUCUGCGACAUUCCAUUGCGAACAAGGUGUGCGCUUGAAGUUCCACCUCGAGGUCUUCUGAGAAAAACAAAGACUUCUCAGGAUGCUGCCUGUGGCCCAUUGUCGUCUUUGCCUGAAGCAGCGUUGAGGGAAAUGAAUGGAAAAGCCUGCAACCUACUGGUAUCUCCCUCCGGGGUGCCCCAGUCUCUGGGUGCCACCAGUGGGCAUCAGACGCCCCACAUCCGGGUGCGUGCCACCUGCCCCCAUUCUCCCCCACACUACGGCACCGCGCCGACUGGGAAUGCCGUUGUCCUGCCCACCCUAAGCUUGCGCAGGCAAGUCCUGACCAACGGGAAGCAUCAGAGCACCCUCGGCAUCCCACGAUUGUCGGGGCAACCCUCACUUCCUGGCCCAGCCAGCAACCCAGGUGGGGUGAGACCCAGUGGACCACAGACUGGCAUCAAGGGCUCUCAGUCACUGGUGCCAAAUGGAAAACUACUGGGACAGAAUGGGCUAUCAAACCUGCAGGUGUCCAGCAGUGCCAUGGUCGUGCAGAGCCUGAGCCCCGUGUGUUCAGCCGCUGUCCAAGUCUCUGUAGCUCCCUGUCCGCCACACUCGCUUGGUCUGUUUGUGCCUUUCACAGAUGCCAGGUCUGUGCUGUCCAGAGAGUCCCUGGCCUCCACCACUCUCAGCCUUGCUGAGAGUCAAUCGAUACGCAGCAGCAAGUUGGACUGGCCUCAUGGCUAUCGCGUGCUUCCACCGCUCGGGCAGCCGAACAGCUGCAGUCAGAUGGCUGAUGGAGCAGAGCAUCUCAGCAUCCCUCUAGGGACCGCAAUGUCUGGGGCAACCAGUGCCUCCAAUCCAGCUUCUCUUCCCGCUUAUCUGUUUAAGGAGGACGCCCACAGCCCCCGGCAUUCCGGACGCCCCAAGAAAAGGGCCCUCUCGGUCUCGCCUCUGUCUGACGGCAUUGCCAUCGACUUGAACUCCAUUAUUCGAACCUCUCCCACCUCUCUGGUGGCCUACAUCGUGGGCUCCCAGAGUUCUCCAGCCUCUCAGCCGACCCCUUCUCCCCUGCAGUCUGAAGUAUGUGGGCAUCUCCUGGGCGUCAGGGGAAGCUGCAUUCCCAAUCCUAGUUUCGUCAACCCGAGCCCCAAAGUCAGCUCCACGCUAGGCGAGGCCUUGAACAGUUACUGCCACCCCGACACAGUGGCCUCCUGCAUGCAGAGGUUGGAAGAAGGGGGUUCUCACGACAACCAAUCAGGAGGGAGUAACCUGGUGGUGGAACAUCAGCAUUUGUCUGAACAGGAGCUCCCAAUAAGCCACACCGCAGUGGCAGCUAACAGUGUCUCACAGAACAACUUGCCAAUGCCUGCACAGCCUCAGCUCGGAAGGACAGCCACGGUCAAGCCCCUCGGCCUCCCUCGGGGUGCUCCGCCGCCCUAUUACUCCCACCAUGUGCAUCAAUCACCAGUUGGUCACAUGGGACAUGCUCGGAACCCCACAGACCUGCGGUCUGCACCACCUGCGGACAAUCCUAGAGUUCAGCCCCUGGCCCUGGGCCCCAUGCUGGAGGAGGACGAGGGGGAGCUCGAGGAUUCCGACGGGGUGCACCGCUGCUGCUGGCUGGACUGCAGCGCCACCUACAGCCACAAAGAGGAGCUGGUCAAGCACAUUGAGAAGCUCCACAUGGAACAGCGCAAAGGAGAGGACUUCACCUGUUUCUGGGCGGGGUGUCCACGGAGACACAAGCCAUUCAACGCUCGCUACAAGCUCCUGAUCCACAUGAGAGUACAUUCUGGAGAGAAGCCCAACAAAUGCACGUUUAAUGGCUGCCACAAGGCAUUCUCCCGCCUGGAGAACCUAAAGAUCCACUUACGGAGCCACACAGGAGAAAAGCCCUACACGUGCCAGCACCCAGGCUGCCUCAAAUCCUUCAGCAACUCCAGCGACCGGGCGAAGCACCAGCGCACACACCUAGACACAAAACCAUACGCGUGCCAGAUUCAGGGCUGUCUGAAGCGCUACACGGAUCCCAGCUCUCUGCGGAAACACGUCAAAUCACACUCCACCAAAGAACAACAGGCCAGGAAGAAGCUGAGAGCCAGCACAGAGGUCUCCCGCGAGGAACUCUCCGAGUGCUUAUCUAUCCAGCCCCUGCAGCCCAGCCUGUCACCGCUGGAUUUGAUUCCGAGCGAUUUGUGCCAGCAUCCAGGGUCGGCCUCGGACGCAUACACAGGUGUGUUCUGCGCUGGCCGGUGUGCCCAGGCAGCCGACGUCCACAGCCCCGCGCCGCUGCCUGCUGUGACCCCUGCUCGCCCAUCUCCGAGUGGAGCACGCUUCCCAUUGGCCCCCCCGCCCCCCCCGCCCCCGAGGCGCUCGGGGGAGGGGUCCGCCAGGCGUCACGGCCUGCCAGCAAAACCCAUUCCUUCAGUGGGGCACUUCAAAGGUGCCCAGAGGGGACCCGCUUCAGGGCUGGCCGAGCCAGAUGCCUCUGGCUACGUGCUGCGCGACUGUUCCAGCGACAGCGGCGGGCCUGCAGCGCACGGCGGGGACCCCACAAAGACGACCAUCCAGUCCAGUGCAGUGCUGCAGUGCCUGAUGGUAGACUCUCGAGGUCCUGGACUAAAAUGUCGCUCUCUCAGGUUCGACGAUCCUGGAGUCCAGCAGCCAAGCUCCACCCCCCAUAACCGACCUCCUCCUGUACUUCCUCAUUCACACCACCACAUGAUUGCAGGGCAAAAGCAAAACUCGCUACCCAGAGACCCCAACCUCUCCGCUGCGUCUCUCCCCCGCCGUCAGGACAGUUUCCCUAGUGUGUGUUCCCCCUCCUACAGUGACUCACCACACACGGCGAAGUCGGUCGCCUCUUCUUCCAUGAGGCUGAUCCCUGUGUUGGAGGACAGUCUGGGUCCCUCGAUCACGACUCACAGGGAAGGCGAUCUGAAUCACAGGCCACUCUCAAGGAUCACAGUGUUCCAUCAACACGUUCCAUCAGAAGAUUCCUUGGGGAAUCAGGACCAUUCGGUGGCAGAAGACAACUAUCUUCACAUAUACACUCCGGAUCAAUGCCCAAGCCAGCUGUCUUGUGCCUACAUGGAAAGGUGAAAUCCAGCUAGUACGGUCUUCUGCACACAGGAUUGUACAUCUACCGUACACAUCUGAUGCACUGCUUACUUUUUUAUUGUCUUUUAAUCAUAGGACCGAUUGUGUGCAUUUUCAAAGACAGAAUAUGGUCUAUAUUUUGCAUGUUAAAUUUUAAAAUAAUUUUUAUAUAAUAUCUUGAAUUUCCAUAAUGCUAAGAAAACGCUAAUCAAUCAUGUCUAAAAAAAACAGAACAUUCCUGAUUUUUUUUUAAAUUUGCUUCACUGGAGGACGAUGCCCCCUCUUGGAUAAGUAUGUGUAUGUAAAAGAAAUAAGCCUUAAAAGGCACUCACAUUCUUACAUUAAACCACCAAAUAAUGACUA
Molecule: messenger RNA, 3659 nt
Organism: Electrophorus electricus (electric eel)
Lineage: Eukaryota; Metazoa; Chordata; Actinopteri; Gymnotiformes; Gymnotidae
Source: RefSeq, a predicted model, not a curated record